AUGACCCAAACGCUCAAGAUUGGCAGCGUCACGGCAGUGCAGGCGUUGCUGAAGGGUGUAGGCUCCUGUGCUCUAGUGGACCAGGCUGUAUUGGCCGAGAUCCACUGCUGGUUCGACGAGCUGCUGAUAUGUGAAUUGCGUUUCAAUGCAGUCGACAUUGAGAACAUUACCAGUGCUUACGACCCAAAAACUGGCAAGCUCCUUACAGCACAUUUGGACCGUCCACGUUUAAAGAAAGAUGCUGUACCAUCAAAGUUGCCAGGAUGCCCUACGUAUUUAUCUUCAAAACAAGCACCAGCUCGAGAAGAGCCAGAGAGUCGUCGUGAACGUUUGGAGAACCAAGCACUUGAGAAAGUCAUUGAGCAGAGUAUGGAAUCUCACACAAAAAUGAUGGAGAAGAUUUCACUUGCUAGUUUAGAAGAGUUUAAAUUAAAAUUAUCUGAUUGUGAAAGGCACAGAGACUGGGAGACGUCCAAAGUGUUUGGUGAUGUUGUUGUAAGGCCUAUUGAUGUUGAUGCUGCCCUUCGUAGAAUAUCAGACUUUCAAGAUAUCGAUAACCAAGAGCUAUUAAAUAUAGUAGUUGAUGAUAAUGAUGUUGAUGAAAUAGAGGAAAACACUUGGCCAUUACUCCAUUAUAUAUCAGCUGCCGGCGUGCCCCGCCCACCAGCACCCCCUUCUCCGCCCCCGCCGCCUCCGCCGCUUUUAAUUGCCGCGGUGAUGACAGCGGCGUUAUGA
This is a messenger RNA of Schistocerca nitens (vagrant locust), 735 nucleotides long. RefSeq names its product apical junction molecule-like. Bases 1 to 735 code for a protein of 244 amino acids. NCBI's taxonomy places the organism in Eukaryota, Metazoa, Arthropoda, Insecta, Orthoptera, Acrididae. The transcript is spliced from 5 exons. The record is from RefSeq and is a predicted model, not a curated record.